AACAUGUUAGUCAUCUUAGAAACUAAUAUUAAAGCGUGUUCUGCUCCUUUUGUUGACAUUGAUCUUUGUCUAGUUUCUGAAAUAUUUGUGAUUUUUGCUUCAGAGGUAUAUGCAGCAGUACAAUGAAGUGGAACUCUCUGCUCUUGGAAUGGCUAUUUCAACUGUGGUGACAGUUGCUGAAAUUCUAAAGAAUAAUGGAUUUGCUGUUGAGAAGAAGAUCAGGACACUUACUGUGGACAUGAGGGAUGAGCCCGGAGCACGGCCAAUACCAAAAGCCAAGAUUGAAGUAGUGAUGGGAAAGACAGAGAAGUUUGAUGAGUUGAUGGCUGCUGAAGCAGAGCAAAAUGGGGACAACGAGGAGUAAAGCUGAAGCCCUUUGAUUCUUUCUUAAGUGCUUUUAGUAAUCCAUGCAACUGCUUUCUUGGGGGAACUGUUAUUGGUACUUGUGGCCUAUGACUUUUCUGUUGCAUUCAGUAGUUUAACCCGCUACCGCAUUCAUAAUUUGUAAAAAGAAAAACCGGGCUUUUUCAAUUUUCUUAAUUUGUGGAUGUGUUACAUUUGUCAGCUUUGCUUAUUUGUCCGUAAUGUGGGAUAAAUUUCUUCUUGAGAUUUUCUCUCCUCAACUUAUA
Messenger RNA from Lycium ferocissimum, 629 nucleotides. RefSeq lists its product as uncharacterized. The transcript is spliced from 4 exons. NCBI's taxonomy places the organism in Eukaryota, Viridiplantae, Streptophyta, Magnoliopsida, Solanales, Solanaceae. Gene Ontology annotation, molecular function: RNA binding. The record is from RefSeq and is a predicted model, not a curated record. Gene Ontology annotation, cellular component: nucleus. Bases 110 to 364 code for a protein of 84 amino acids.